This is a messenger RNA of Megalops cyprinoides (Indo-Pacific tarpon), 1104 nucleotides long. RefSeq names its product ISL LIM homeobox 2a (gene isl2a). Gene Ontology annotation, cellular component: nucleus. The record is from RefSeq and is a predicted model, not a curated record. Gene Ontology annotation, biological process: axonogenesis; positive regulation of transcription by RNA polymerase II; neuron fate specification. Gene Ontology annotation, molecular function: DNA-binding transcription factor activity, RNA polymerase II-specific; cis-regulatory region sequence-specific DNA binding. The coding region runs from base 1 to 1104 and encodes 367 amino acids. The transcript is spliced from 6 exons. Lineage: Eukaryota; Metazoa; Chordata; Actinopteri; Elopiformes; Megalopidae.
AUGGUGGAUAUUAUUUUCAGCUCUUCUUUCUUGGGUGAUAUGGGGGAUCAUUCCAAAAAGAAGUCCGGAAUCGCAAUGUGUGUAGGCUGUGGAAGUCAGAUUCUUGACCAGUAUAUACUACGAGUUUCCCCGGAUUUGGAGUGGCACGCAGCCUGUUUGAAGUGCGCGGAAUGCAGUCAGUACCUGGAUGAAACGUGCACUUGCUUCGUCCGGGAUGGCAAGACGUAUUGCAAAAGAGAUUAUGUAAGAUUGUUUGGGAUAAAAUGCGCAAAAUGUAACCUCGGCUUCAGCAGCAGCGAUCUCGUGAUGAGAGCUCGAGAAAACGUGUACCACAUCGAAUGUUUCCGGUGCUCGGUGUGCAGCAGGCAACUUUUGCCUGGGGAUGAGUUCUCUCUGCGGGAGGAAGAGCUGCUGUGUCGGGCUGAUCACAGCUUGCUAAUGGAGAGAGGCUCCGCGGGAAGUCCUAUCAGCCCCGGACACAUUCACUCCAGUCGGUCACUCCACAUGGCAGGUCAGUCAAACCACUGUUUUCCCGACCCAGUAUCCGUGAGACAACCACCACACCGAAACCACGUCCACAAGCAAUCCGAGAAGACUACUCGCGUGCGGACGGUGCUCAACGAGAAACAGCUUCACACUCUCCGGACCUGCUACAACGCUAAUCCGAGACCGGACGCACUAAUGAAGGAACAACUAGUGGAAAUGACCGGUCUCAGCCCGAGGGUCAUACGAGUUUGGUUCCAGAACAAACGCUGUAAAGACAAGAAGAGGUCUAUUCUUAUGAAGCAACUUCAACAACAGCAACACAGUGAUAAAACUAAUCUCCAGGGACUCACGGGUACGCCUCUUGUAGCAGGCAGUCCAAUUCGACAUGAAAACGCUGUUCAAGGUAACCCAGUUGAGGUGCAAACUUACCAACCGCCUUGGAAAGCCUUAAGCGAAUUCGCGUUGCAGAGUGAUCUGGAGCAGCCUGCCUUUCAGCAGCUGGUGUCUUUUUCGGAAUCAGGCUCCUUGGGUAAUUCCUCGGGCAGCGACGUGACUUCUCUAUCGUCCCAGCUCCCAGACACUCCAAACAGCAUGGUACCGAGUCCCGUCGAGACGUGA